UGUGCAGCCGAAUCACUCUUGAUGCGUAUGGACCGAUCGGACUGAUUGCGUUCUUGGAAUCCACGAGGAGCAAGAGAGAGCGUUUUGAAGGAGUUGAAGAGGAAAGUGCGACUGGGAGGAAGGGGUGAUGAGGACUUUGAAGUGCACCACUACUCUGAGUCAUAAAAGGAUCGCAUCUCUCGGAAUGUUCGCCUCUCUUGAACUACGUGAGACUUUAUACGGACUUGAUGCACGUACACUCUGGCUCUUCUACCCUCGCCCUGCAUGAAACCAGUUGUACUCGUCUCAAGUUUCAAGAAUGGUCGUAAAAAAACAUCCAAGAAGGAAAUCCACGCUUUCGGCUUCAACACCCUCCCACAAUCCCAUUCAAGGAAGGAAUGUCUCAAGGUCUCUCUUCCUCCCUGUUUUCGAGACUUGGACCAUCAAAAUAACGCAUACGCAUUGUAUAACCAUUGUUAAGUAUGUAUUGUAACGUCAAAGAAGGUUAAGGGAUAAUUGUGUGGAUGUACAUGUGACGUAUUUUAGCGUCAUAUACAUAUUUUGAUAAACUACACCCGAUGAGUAUGCUCACAAAUUCAAACUUGUUCUUAAAGUGUCCUGCAACGAGUAAGCAGUAAUUACGAAUAGGAAACCCUAUUUCAUAUUACAGAUAUUAUUAGCUUCGUCCCAUAUCUUUAGGCUUCGAGCUUGUCCCCUUUUUCAUAGCAUCCGGUAGCCCCGUACUAAAUAACGUUAUGAAUUAUGAUGAUGUAAAAAGUAAACGGAAGACAACAUGACUUUGUUCAUGUGCGCUGAUUCCAUGCAGAGAGACCGAGUCUAAAAAUAAGCAGACUAUUUUCUCAACUGACAUUUUUAACAUUUAGUUGAGCAUUGUGUGAAAGUUGGUGUAGUUUCCGAGCACGAGAAGUUCGAGCAGUUGGUGGCAGUUUCGUUUACACAAAUUUUCAAACGCAAACAUAUCUGACCUGAUUUCCUUUUUAAAAAUGAGCAUGGCUGAUUUACUGCUGGACACAAUUUGGAGUGGAGGUACAAGUACGCAACCACUAAAUCUGCUGGGCGACACUGAAGGCGACCCGUUACACUUUCAUAACUUGUUGAAAUUGUUCCGGGAUAAGCUGAACAUUAAGUCGACUGGAGAAAUAAUUUAUAAAGCACAAAUUGAAGCUUGUACUAAUGAGCAUGAACUCAUUUCUUUACUUCGCCCAAAUUUCAAGUGGACCCCCGUUCCUCAGUCCGAUAUCGACAAGUUCAAGAAGUCUGCAUCAGUGUCCACCAAACUGAGAGAAAAAGCAAACGCUGCUUACAAAUGUGGCGACUUGCGUGGGGCUAUGCGGGGAUACAAUUUGGCUUUGGCGUUUGCUCCAGUGGGAAGCACAGAAAUUGGACUGACCUUUGCAAAUAGAUCCGCACUCUUGGUGCAGCUCAACAAAUUCAGCGCUGCAUUGAGCGACAUUCAACACGCAGUGAACAAUAAUUUCCCAGCCAAUCUCAGGGAUAAAUUGGAACAAAGACGACUCAAGUGCCAAACCAAAAUUGACACAACCUGCUCAACAACAGCGGUUGAAGAUGGUUUGAGGGCGAAGCAAUACUUUAAUGAAACUUUUUUCAAACUAAAGAGUCCAAAUCCUAGGAUUCCAAAUGCUGAAAAAUGGGUGGAAAUUGAUUAUAAGGAGAAUCGAGGCAGACGCUUAGUCGCAACGGAGACCGUCCCCGCAGGAACUCUGAUUUUGAUUGAUAAGCCGUUCGUCUCUGUCAUCAAUAAUUUGCUCACAUGGGAUCACGAGCAUUGCCACUGGUGUUCCAAACCUCUCCUCGCUGGCAUACCUUGCGAACUUUGCACAUUUACAAUUUACUGCGAUGAGAACUGCAAGCGAAAUUCUUGUGAAGGGAGCCACAAAUAUGAGCACAACUACUUGUCUUACUUGCAAACAUUAGCCAACGCUGUACCUCCAGCAAUUUAUGGUCACAGGGAACUACAAGCUCUCAGACUCUUGGGAGUCGUGGGGCCAAACGGGAUAAGAGAAUUGUUUGCCGAAUACCAAAAAACUGGCAAAGUUUUUGCACAUGGGCCAACUGAAAUUGCUGGAUUUGAUUCUGAAGGGAGUGACAACAUUCAUAGUAUUUAUAACUGUUCUUCAUACCGUCCAAUGUACCACUUGAUAUCGCACGGGAUGCAAACCGCUCUCAAGGAAAAAGUCGACGAAGUCUUUAAAGCCAUGUUUCUUACUCGACUGCUGAAAGAAACGUCCAACUUUUUUGUCGAUCAAGGCGAUCAAAACAUGACGGGUGAGGAAUUUGAGAAUUUUACAUCGUCUCUGUUACUCCGACACUUGUGGAAUAUCAGGUACAACGCGAUCUCCAUAAGUAAACUGGACAAGGAAGGGGAAAGGUCGGUUGCUUUCGCCACUGCGGUGAACCCAUUAAUUUCUCUCUGCAACCACUCCUGUCAUCCGAAUGCGGCUCCGAUUAAAAAGUUUCACAUGCUGGAAACUGCCCUCGUCACACUCAAGACUUUGGAGCCUUGGGACGAAAUCUGCAUCACGUACAAACCACUUUUUGCCCACAUGAAGACGACGGAGCGGAGGAAUUUGCUUCGAGAAAAUUACAACUUUCUUUGCAACUGCAUCGCAUGUACGAACAACUGGUCACCCAAGAGUUUCAAAUCACCGGAUGAGCUAGAAUCAGCAGUCGAGUUGAAAUCUCACUGCUCCGAAUGUCGGGGCUCAGGAGUAGAUGUGGACAACGUUACUAAUUGGCGUGGUCAGGAUGGCAGUGGUGGUCGUCGUAAGGAGAUGAAACUUCCUUGCGAGACCUGUGUGAGGCAUCAUUUGGAACAAGUAUCAAAAAUUGACGACUACGAGCGGAGACUAUACGAAGGGGACGAACAGCUCAAAAAGCAAGACUUUGUGACUGCAAUUGAAAUUUUGAGACCUUGCCUGACCUACUUUAGCAGUAACUUUUCGCCCUGUUACGCCCUCGCUCAAGUGGCACUCGACCUGUUCAAAAGGGCUUUGGUGCGACUAGCAAAUCAGGCUGAACAUUUCCAACCAGAAAAAGUAUUUUAAACGGAUGUCUUGUAUUUGUGUUAUUUAUGCGAAUUAUGUCUCAGUUUUGAUUUAUUCAGAAUAUUAAAAACGUACUUCUACGAUUGUGAUGACGA
Messenger RNA from Folsomia candida, 3160 nucleotides. Its product is annotated as SET and MYND domain-containing protein 4-like. Gene Ontology annotation, molecular function: protein binding. NCBI's taxonomy places the organism in Eukaryota, Metazoa, Arthropoda, Collembola, Entomobryomorpha, Isotomidae. The transcript is spliced from 4 exons. The record is from RefSeq and is a predicted model, not a curated record. The coding region runs from base 984 to 3065 and encodes 693 amino acids.